Messenger RNA from Merops nubicus (carmine bee-eater), 3786 nucleotides. It is a transcript of the gene SHROOM1, whose product is annotated as shroom family member 1. Gene Ontology annotation, molecular function: actin filament binding. The transcript is spliced from 9 exons. Gene Ontology annotation, cellular component: adherens junction; cortical actin cytoskeleton; apical plasma membrane. Gene Ontology annotation, biological process: actin filament organization. The record is from RefSeq and is a predicted model, not a curated record. Bases 1 to 3786 code for a protein of 1261 amino acids. Lineage: Eukaryota; Metazoa; Chordata; Aves; Coraciiformes; Meropidae.
AUGGAUUCAUCUGGGAAUCAGCUAGAAAGAUGGACUCACAGGCAAGAGGGCAGAGCUGGAGAGCUGGUAGAGCCUGUGGCUUCUCCUGACAAUGGUAACUGUCUUUCAGCAGUGAAGUCCCCAGGCAGUGCAGAGCAUCUCUUGCACCUCCCUGGAAGAGCAGACUCUGCUUACAGCUCCUUCUCAGGGGGAUCAAACGUUCCAGAGUAUCCCACCCCCUUGUGCUGUGGUGAGAACUGCUGUUUGCCUCCAGAGCAGGUACCAUACAUGGACUCAGAGUAUGUAAGAGGUAUUUAUCAUCUCAGUGCAGCCAGCUCUGACCUCAGGGGCAUGUCCCCAUACAAGGCACCAGCCCCAGGGACUGCAAACCAGGGACUGCUGCCUCUGGUGGCACCUCCACCUUCUCCUCCCACACGACUGGAUAGCUAUAAAGCCAGGAGGCACCUUGGAAGCUCCAGAGGGAGGCACCACUCUGGGAGUCACAGUGAGUGUGGGGUGCAGGACAGUCAGCCAGGAUUAAAGAUAGAGGAAAGUAGAGAGUGGAGCCCAUCCCAACAGCCUACAAAGAGAAGCAACCCACAGGUUUUCAGCAGACCUUCUUCAGUCAUUUUUCAAGAAUAUUUAAAGACUGACUCUGUGGCUAAUGUCCCUAAAAUACUUUCUGCUUAUAAUUCAGUUCAUGCUUAUAAAAUUCCUGGAGAGAUGAACUCCAAGUCCUGCCACCCAGCACAUACCAGCCCUGAUGCUGUUAAUGAUACACAGGAGGACAAACAGUGUCCCUGUGGUGUGCCCAAGCCAACCUCCAGAGCAGCAGCUCUGCCAAGCAUGGUGCCAGAACCCAGCCAAGGGGCAGGCCCCUUGCCCUGCACUCAGUGCCUGCUCCACACCGAGCUGCAUUCAGACGUGGACCAAGAUGUGUUUGAGGACAGCUGGGACUUCAGAGCUGUGGAGAAUGGUUUUCUAGUGACAAAUGCUUCCAGGAAGCUGAGCAGUUGUACAGAUGGACGUCGGAGGUAUGGUUCUGAAGGAAAGAUUGGGGGUGAUGUUAAGGAACCUCACCUGGCUGAGCCAGCCAAAGUGCAGAGACCAUCCCUGUCCUGCAGCUGUGGAGCUCAACACUCUGGCAGUACAGUCCAAAUGCCUCUUUUCAGACCAAAGGAAGAUUCCACACCUCAGUUUUUGCCUGGAGUCAAGAAAGAAAAACAGGCUAACAACAGCAGUCCUGACUUUAGCCUGCAUCUAGAGCAGGAGGAACAUCCUGCUUGGAAACAGCAAUCUGAAUUUCAAACCCAGCUCUUAAGACAGUGUCAGGGUGACCGUGCUGGUGGACAGAUCAGCAGGCAGAUGACUCCCAUGCUUUACUAUCUGUCUGGGGGGAAAACCACCAGCCCUGUGCACCACAGCAAGCUCACCCCAUGUCAGGAGGACUCCAGGAGCUCACCAAAGGAGCUUCCAGCAGGCAGCUACUCUGCCUCAGUGCACUGUGAGGAGAUCCAAAGGGAGAGCAGUUGGCCCCAGAGGCCCAGCCCUCACCACCAGGGCAGUGCUGCUGAGCUGCUGGAGACUGAAGAUCUGGCUCUUGGGAGUCCUGCCUCAUCCACGGAGGAGAGCUUCAAGAAUGACUACAGAGAGAAGCUUAAAGUGGCUCAGAAAAGGGUUCUGAGGGAAACCUCUUUCAAAAGAAAAGACUUACAGAUGAGUUUGCCCGUUAGACUGAGACAGAAACCCUCUAAAAGGCCUUCGAUUGAACACCUCAGGUCUUUAUCAUUAUCCAGUGCAAAUGAGGAUGGAAAACCUGCUCCUUGUGCCCCUUCUCACCUAGAAUCCUUGGAAAGUUUCAGCAGAGAUGGAGAAAUGAAGAGGCCACAAACAGCUCGAAUAGGGGGAAGGAAAAGGGUAACAAAGGAGCAGAAGAAACUGUGUUAUUCUGAACCUGAGAAACUCGAUCAGCUGGCAGACAAGGAUGGGCCGUGGAGUCAAGUCAGGGAUGAAAUCCCUGAGCAAGACCUAGUGGCAGGUAGGAGGAGGACCCUGGAGGUCAGAGGGAGGGCACUGUCCAGUUCCAGCCUCUCCAGGACGGAGCUGAAGCACAUCCAGCACGUGGCACUGCUGCAGUACAUGGAGCGGAAGAUCAGCCAGAGGCCAGGUCCCAGCCCAGGCCCCCACCUCCCCCUGCAGAAGAGGCUCUCACACCCCAGGUGUCCUCCUGCCAAGGUUUCCAACCCAAACGGGAGCGGAAGGAUGCAGAACAAUGAGGUUUUCUGCCAGGAUUUCUCCAAAGAGAAGCCACCCGAGGUGUUUCCUCCCCUGGCUGGUGUUCCCAGCUCUGCGGGCACCCCGGGGCAUGGCCCCCCCAGAGCCCACCAGAGCUGCACCAGCAAGGGGGCACCAGCUGAGAGCCUCCUGCUGAUGGGUCAUCCUGCAGCUGGGAGAGCUCGGGAGAGGUCAAAAUCCACUCCUGCUUCCACACAGGACACUUCUGGAUGUGGUGGUGGCACAGUGGCCCCGUGCCAGCCUUGUGAGAGCUGCCUCAGCACCCCCAGUUUCCAGGACCCUGAGGAUGGAUGUGAGAAUCAUGGCUAUAAAGACAGUGACAACACUGGACGUGUGUGUUGUCAGGAUCCUAAGGAGCUGACUCCUGAAAGCUCUACUCCUGUCCCAAGAAGCAGAAGCAAGGACAAUGCUCAGGUGGAGGAGGAAGGUGGGAUGAAGUCUCUGAAUGACAAAGCUGCAGUGGGGAGUGCAGAGCAGCAGCCUGCAGCUCCUCAGGAGCAAGGAGCCUGCUGCCACACAGCACUAGUAGCCAAAGCUACCCCCAAAGGCUUAGGUGCAAAGGAAACAUCCAUGCAGGACAGCCAAGGUGAUCUCCUCCCCCAGAGAGAGAGAUCUCUGCCCAGAAGGAGACUGCAGUCUCCCGAGGACCAGCAAUAUGAGGAGCUUGCCAUGGAACUCAUUGCCAAAGACCAUUCUCUGGUUGAUAUUCUCAUGCCUCAGCCUGUGAGAAAAACAGCUCUAGACCUGCUGGAGGGUCUGUUCCCUGAGAGCAUUUCCAUGCUGGAUAGAUCCCACAGGAAAAAGGGAGACCUACAGCACGUGCAGGAGAAGGACAGGAAAAAUAGUAGAGAUGCAACUGAAGAAUGUCCUGAAUCUGAACGUGAUGCCAAGCAAAGGAGUGAAGAUCUUUCCUCUAAGGGAAACCAAGUCCUCACUAAGAGCAGAGACAGCACAAAUGACCUAGAUGACAUCACAGCAAAGAAACUGGAGCUGCUCUCCAGGCUGCGGGAGAAGCUGCGGAGGCUGUGGGAGGAGAGGGAGCUGGUCCUUGCUGAAGCACAGGAGUGUGCCGAGCGUGGCCAGGAGCUGGAGGUGGUGGUGAGGGGUGUCUGCAAACCCAACGAGCUCCAGCGCUACCUGAUGUUCAUGGGGGACCUGGAGAAGGUCGUGAGCCUCUUGCUCUGCCUGUCCAGCCGCCUCGCCCGCGUCCAGAACGCCAUGGGGAGGGUGGAUGGCAGCACAGACCCUGAGGAGAAGCAGUCCCUGCAGGAGAGGCACGAGCUGCUGUCAAGGCAGAGGGAGGAUGCCAAGGACCUGAAGGAGAAUCUGGACCGCAGGGAGAGAGUGGUGUGGGGCAUCCUUGCCAAAUACCUGCCCGAGCAGCAGCUCCAGGACUACCAGCACCUCGUGCAGGUCAAGACCUCCUUGCUGAUUGAGCAGAAGGACCUGGAAGAGCAGAUAAAGUCUUUUGAAGAGCAGUUAGAAAACCUUGAGCAAAGCAUCCGCCUGUGA